Molecule: messenger RNA, 456 nt
Organism: Vicia faba (fava bean)
Lineage: Eukaryota; Viridiplantae; Streptophyta; Magnoliopsida; Fabales; Fabaceae
Source: the annotation of a GenBank genome assembly
AUGUUGAAUACAUGGUUACUAUUCUCUUAUUGUUUGCGAAGAUUUUUUGGUUUAUUACAAAACAUACAAUUUCAACAAUCACUGAUUUCAAUUUCAAAAGACAACAAAAUUCAAAAUACCAUUAUUACUGCUAUUUGUUUUCUUUUGGAUUUUGCAGCAGGAGAUAAUAUAAGAAAGACAAGAGAAAAGAAGAAGGAUCGGAAGAAAAAUAAAGCUGAAAUUGGAAUCAAAAUGCGUCAAACCACCGCAUCUCCCGCGUUACAGCUUGGACUUGCACAUGACCCAGUUCCGUGCUGCAUCCCUCCACGAGGCCAACCGAUCACCGGAAUUAACGCGCAGCUCGACCAGAAGCUCGAUCCAACCGCGGAGCACGGGAUAACUAAAUUCUCCGAUUUAACAGCAUCAGAGUUUCGCCUUCAGUUUUCAUCUUUGCCCUCUGCCUCUUUGCCGACGUAG